This is a messenger RNA of Jatropha curcas, 2950 nucleotides long. RefSeq names its product beta-galactosidase. Lineage: Eukaryota; Viridiplantae; Streptophyta; Magnoliopsida; Malpighiales; Euphorbiaceae. Gene Ontology annotation, molecular function: carbohydrate binding; hydrolase activity, hydrolyzing O-glycosyl compounds. The record is from RefSeq and is a predicted model, not a curated record. Gene Ontology annotation, biological process: carbohydrate metabolic process.
GUAGAGAAACACUAAUCAGCCUUCAAAUGUUGUUAUAAAAGCAGUUGUUAGGUUACCAUUUUCUUUGUCAGAAGUUGAAGAAUAAUUACAAAACAAAAUGUUAAGGGGGAGCAGCUUCAGCUUAAUCGCAUUAUUAAUCUUGCUUUUGUGUUCAUGGGUUUCUUCUGUUAUAGCUACUGUAACAUAUGAUCAUAAAGCUAUUGUCAUUAAUGGACAAAGAAAAAUUCUUUUUUCUGGGUCCAUUCAUUACCCAAGAAGUACAUCUGAGAUGUGGCCAGGAUUGAUUCAGAAGGCUAAAGAGGGAGGUUUGGAUAUGAUAGAGACUUAUGUAUUUUGGAAUGGACAUGAGCCUGUUCAAGGACAAUAUUUUUUUCAAGACAGGUAUGAUCUGGUGAAAUUCAUAAAGCUAGUGCAACAAGCAGGUCUCUAUGUUCAUCUCAGGAUUGGACCCUUUGUCUGUGCUGAAUGGAAUUUUGGUGGAUUUCCUAUGUGGCUAAAAUAUAUCGAAGGCAUUGAAUUUAGAACAGAUAAUGAACCGUUCAAGGCCGCAAUGCAAAAAUUCGUAACAAAGAUUGUGGAUAUGAUGAAGGCAGAAAAAUUAUUUGAACCCCAAGGAGGUCCAAUUGUUCUCGCCCAGAUAGAAAAUGAAUAUGGACCAGUAGAAUGGGAAAUUGGUGCACCAGGCAAAGCUUAUACAAAAUGGGCAGCUGCCAUGGCAGUGGGUCUUAAUACAGGAGUUCCAUGGAUCAUGUGCAAGCAAGAAGAUGCCCCGGAUCCUACGAUUGAUACCUGCAAUGGAUUCUAUUGUGAAGGCUACAAACCAAACAGUGUCAAUAAACCAAAAAUGUGGACGGAAAAUUGGUCUGGCUGGUACACAGAAUGGGGCGGUUCAGUUCCUUACAGACCACCAGAAGAUGUUGCAUUUUCAGUUGCAAGAUUCUUAGCCAAUAGUGGUUCUUUUGUGAAUUACUACAUGUAUCAUGGAGGAACUAAUUUUGGCCGAACCGCUGGACUUUUUAUGGCCAGUAGUUAUGAUUAUGAUGCUCCUCUUGAUGAAUGGGGGUUGACACAUGAUCCAAAAUGGGGGCAUUUGAGAGAUUUACAUAGCGCUGUUAAGCUAUGUGAACCUGCUUUAACUGCUGUAGAUCCUGAAUUAAUAUCACUUGGGAAAAAUCAAGAGGCUUAUGUGUUCCAAACAAAGACGGCAUGUGCAGCCUUUUUGGCUAACUAUGACACGCAAAAUGGUGCGGAAGUGAACUUUUGGAAUGUUAAGUAUUGGUUGGAACGUUGGUCUAUCAGUAUCCUCCCUGAUUGCAAGACUGUAGUUUAUAAUACUGCGAAGAUUGGCGCUCAGGACUCACAAAUGUGGAUGAUUCCUGUUAUUGAUGGAUUUUCUUGGCAAUCGCACAAUGAUGAAGUCACAAUUGGUUAUGCUAAUGGUACAUUUUCACAUGAAGGGUUGUGGGAGCAAAAAUUCCUUACUUAUGAUAAAACAGACUAUUUGUGGUAUAUGACCAAUGUAGAUAUAGAUGCUAAUGAAGGGUUUUUGAAGGGUGGAAAGAAUCCUACUCUUACUAUUGAUUCUUCUGGCCAUGUUUUGCAUGUUUUCAUCAACGGUCAACUUGCAGGAACCGUGUAUGGUUCACUAGCAACUCCUCAGAUAAAAUUUAGCCAGCAAGUGAAGUUGGUAGCUGGUGCUAACAAGAUCUCUUUGUUAAGUGCUACUGUGGGUCUUCCGAAUGUUGGUGUGCAUUUUGAUACAUGGAGUGCUGGGAUUCUAGGCCCAGUCACAUUGACAGGUUUGAAUAAGGGAACAUUGGAUCUGACGAAGUGGGAAUGGUCUUACAAGGUUGGUCUAAAAGGUGAAGAUUUAGACCUUCCUAACCCUGCGGGAAGUGCAUCAGGAAACUGGGUUCAAGGAGCACAAUUGGCUAAAAACCAACCACUAACGUGGUACAAGACUACAUUUGAUGCACCGGCAGGCAAUGAACCAUUAGCUUUAGAUAUGAUUAGCAUGGGAAAAGGUCAGAUGUAUGUAAACGGGGCAAGUAUAGGACGUCACUGGGCUGCAAAUAAGGCUCGUGGGAAGUGUGGCGAUUGUGAUUAUGCUGGAACUUAUACUGAGACAAAAUGUAGAAGUAAAUGUGGAGAGCCUUCUCAACAAUACUAUCAUGUUCCACGCUCAUGGCUCAAGCCAAAAGGGAAUCUAUUAGUCGUGUUGGAAGAAAUAGGUGGUGAUCCAAGUAAAAUUGCUAUGGUCAGAAGAACUGUAGGAGCUGUUUGUGCUGAUAUAGAUGAUGAUCAACCGGAAGUCAAAUCUUGGAAAGAGUUAGUUCCGGUUACACCUAAAGCUAAAUUAUGGUGUCCAGAAGGACAGACGAUCACUAAAAUUAUCUUCGCUAGCUAUGGAUGGCCGCAGGGAAGAUGUGGAACUUAUCAACAAGGGAAAUGUCAUGCUCAAAAAUCAUACGAUCCUUUCCAGGGUUGUGUUGGAAAGGCGGCUUGUGAAGUAGAAGUAGCUCCUGCAACUUUUGGAGGGGACCCAUGUCCAGGAAGUAAAAAGAGGCUUUCAGUUCAACUUCAAUGUAGCUGAUAAAAUCUUUGAAAAAAAAGUUCACUGUGAAUUUACAUUGACCAUUUGUUUCCACCUGAAUAAGAUUCUCAAGGGGAUUGAUUGAUUUUUCUAAUAAAGGUGAAACCGCAGAACUGCAAACUGCAGACAAUUUGGCAAAGCUAGAUGUGGAGGUUGAUAAUUAAGUGCUUGUAAUGAUGUAUAGUUGCCAACUAUAGGUUGUUUAGUGCUGGACAAAGAAAAGCUAUUGUUGCUCAACGAUUAUGAAACAAGAAAUUUAGGAAUUGAUCCUUUCUUUUUUCCCUUCUAUCUUCAGCACUUCGAGCACUUUAUUAAAAUUUGCUUUUAGUUUAUGGAUUAAUUACCAAUUUUUAAGCA